This is a messenger RNA of Varanus komodoensis (Komodo dragon), 5196 nucleotides long. RefSeq names its product VPS39 subunit of HOPS complex (gene VPS39). The record is from RefSeq and is a predicted model, not a curated record. Bases 103 to 2730 code for a protein of 875 amino acids. Gene Ontology annotation, molecular function: protein binding. The transcript is spliced from 25 exons. Gene Ontology annotation, cellular component: cytoplasm; membrane. Gene Ontology annotation, biological process: endosomal vesicle fusion; autophagy; intracellular protein transport. Lineage: Eukaryota; Metazoa; Chordata; Lepidosauria; Squamata; Varanidae.
UCCGGGCGGACUCUUGCGGGGUGUCGCGGCGGGCCCCUUCGCGGCGGGCCGCGGCAGUCGCCUCCUUCACGGGCGGGAGCGAACAGGUCCCGCGCCGCCAUCAUGCACGACGCCUUUGAACCGGUGCCGAUUCUGGAGAAGCUGCCGCUGCAGAUCGACUGCUUGGCUGCGUGGGAGGAAUGGCUCCUCGUUGGAACUAAACAAGGGCACCUUCUUCUUUACAGAAUUCAGAAGGAAGCUGGUUGCAACAGGUUUGAAGUGACACUAGAAAAAUCACACAAGAACUUCUCCAAGAAGAUUCAACAGAUCCAUGUUGUACCCCAGUUCAAAAUCUUGGUCAGUUUGUUAGAAAACAACAUUCAUGUUCAUGACCUGCUGACAUUUCAACAGAUCACAACAGUUUCCAAGGCAAAGGGUGCAACUCUCUUCACCUGUGAUUUGCAACACUCUGAGAAAGGGGAAGAGGUCCUCAGGAUUUGUGUGGCAGUGCGAAAGAAGCUGCAGCUAUAUUACUGGAAGGACAGAGAGUUCCAUGAGUUGCAGGGAGAGUACAGUGUGCCCGAUGUACCCAAAUCAAUGGCAUGGUGUAAAGAUUCAAUCUGUGUGGGUUUCAAGAGGGAUUAUUACCUAAUAAGGGUGGAUGGGAAAGGGUCUAUCAAAGAAUUAUUUCCUACAGGAAAGCAGCUUGAACCAUUGGUGGCCCCUUUAGCAGGUGACAAAGUUGCUGUAGGCCAAGAUGAUCUAACUGUUGUGUUAAAUGAAGACGGGAUCUGUACACAGAAAUGUGCCUUGAACUGGACUGAUAUCCCAAUAGCUAUGGAGCACCAGCCUCCAUACAUUGUGGCAGUACUGCCAAGAUAUGUAGAGAUUCGUACUUUUGAGCCCCGUCUCCUGGUGCAGAGUAUUGAGCUACAGAGGCCACGCUUCAUCACUUCUGGAGGUACAAAUAAUGUGUAUGUGGCCAGCAAUCAUUUUGUUUGGCGUCUCAUUCCGGUUUCCAUUGCAAUCCAGAUCCAGCAGCUUCUGCAAGAUAAACAAUUUGAACUGGCUUUGCAGCUGGCAGAUAUGAAAGAUGACUCUGACAGUGAGAAGCGACAACAGAUCCAUCAUAUUAAGAAUCUCUAUGCCUUCAACCUUUUCUGCCAAAAGCGCUUUGAUGACUCCAUGCACGUCUUUGCCAAGCUUGGGACAGAUCCCACCCAUGUGAUGGGUCUCUAUCCUGAACUGUUGCCUAGUGAUUACAAGAAGCAGCUCCAGUAUCCCAACCCAGUGCCAGUACUCUCUGCUGCAGAGCUGGAGAAAGCACACCUGGCACUAAUAGACUACCUAACUCUGAAAAGAAGUCAUUUAGUAAAGAUGUUGAAUGACUCAGACCAUCAGUCCACCACAUCUCCUCUCGUGGAGGGAACUCCAACCAUCAAAUCCAAAAAGAAGCUGCUGCAAAUCAUUGAUACCACUCUGCUGAAAUGCUACCUCCAUACCAAUGUAGCCCUAGUGGCACCGCUGCUGCGGCUGGAGAACAACCAUUGCCACAUUGAGGAAAGUGAGCAUGUCCUCAAGAAAGCUCAUAAAUACAGCGAGUUGAUUAUACUGUAUGAGAAGAAGGGUCUGCAUGAAAAGGCUUUGCAGGUGCUAGUGGAUCAGUCAAAGAAAGCUAACUCACCACUGAAGGGCCAUGAAAGGACAGUGCAGUAUUUACAACAUUUGGGCACUGAGAACUUGAAUUUAAUAUUUUCCUAUUCUGUUUGGGUGCUUAGAGAUUUUCCUGAAGAUGGACUGAAAAUAUUUACAGAAGAUCUUCCUGAGGUGGAGUCCCUUCCACGAAAAAAAGUUCUCAGUUUCUUGAUAGAGAACUUUAAAAACUUGGCUAUUCCCUACUUGGAACAUAUAAUCCACGUAUGGGAAGAGGCUGGUUCAGAGUUUCACAACUGCCUGAUUCAGCUGUAUUGUGAGAAAGUGCAAGGCUUAAUGAAGGAGUAUCUCAGCUAUUUUCCUCCAGAGAAAGCACCAGUACCAGCUGGAAAGGAGGAAGGGGAACUAGGAGAAUACCGGAACAAACUUCUUUUCUUUCUUGAGACUUCUAGUUGUUAUAAUGCUGAACAGCUCAUCAGUGACUUUCCCUUUGAUGGCCUCCUAGAAGAACGUGCUCUGCUGUUGGGACGGAUGGGGAAUCACGAACAAGCCCUUUUUAUAUAUGUUCAUAUCCUGAAGGAUACUAGAAUGGCGGAAAGUUACUGUCACAAACACUAUGACAGAAGCAGAGAUGGCAACAAAGACGUAUACUUGUCUCUGCUCCGAAUGUAUCUCUCACCACCUAGUGUUCAUUGCUUGGGACCAAUCAAGAUGGAACUACUAGAGCCUCAAGCCAAUCUUCAAGCUGCAUUGCAGGUUUUGGAACUUCAUCACAGCAAACUGGACACUACCAAAGCAAUAAACCUUCUCCCAGCAAAUACUCAAAUUGGUGAAAUCCGAAUAUUUCUUGAAAAAGUCCUUGAAGAAAAUGCCCAGAAGAAGCGAUUCAAUCAAGUCCUUAAAAAUCUUCUUCAUGCUGAGUUCCUGAGAGUACAAGAGGAACGGAUUUUACAUCAGCAAGUGAAAUGUAUAAUCACAGAGGAAAAGCUUUGCAGUGUAUGUAAAAAGAAGAUUGGAAAUAGUGCCUUUGCCCGCUAUCCCAAUGCAAUGGUUGUGCAUUAUUUCUGUUCCAAAGAAGUUGGAGCAGGAGACACCUGAAAACAAUGGUAUGUGAAAUGUAGACUAUGAUAGCCAUGAUGUUCACAUGGAAGUAAAGCAAAGUGCUUUAGAAAAGCAAUUGACAUCUCUAAGGAAUCUUCUGUGGCAUGUUGUGUCAAAGCACUUGAGCUCCAUGUUGCUUUACGGGAUGACUUCACUUGUAGGAAAACAGGCACGUUUUUUUGGACAUACAUGGCAGCAGACUAACCUCACAGCAGCAAGAAGAAAGUGAAAAUUAAAUACUAUCGAGUUGUUGUUUUACUCCAGAUUUUGCAGAAAAUCUCAUUCCAAGGAAGUACAAGUCAUGUUAAAAAUGAUAUUAAAAACUAAUAUUAAAUAUGUGUUGGAUUUUACAUUCCAAUCAUACAUGGGAUAAAAUCUUACUGUUUACUUUGUCUUGUGUUGAGAUCUACUUUAAUCAGCCAUUUCUGACUUUUGGAGGCAGAUACUUCCAGCAACUCUGCACCUAGAUACUCUUUCCUCAUAUUACUGACUAGAAAACUUUAUGUGUUUUUCAUGUAGCAGUUAUCACAACAAAUUUGAAAAAGUUCUGAGGGAAUUAAUUUCAUACAAUAUGAUCAGAACGGGCAACAUGUAUUUUAUACUAUUGCUUUUGAGAGGAAUGUAAAUAUGAAUAGCUAUACUAUUUGCACUGUGUACAGUUUCCAUUACGAGUGGAAUGAAAAGUGACAAUGGUUUUCUGAAGGGAUGGGGAACUAGCACCUGCACUUGUAUUAAAAUUUUAAAAGAAUAGCCUCUUCAACUUUAAGAUUUAAUCCUAUGAAUGUUAAGACAGAAAAAAGUCCAGCUUCCAGUAUGGCCGAGCCAGUCAUGAUCAGGGAUGCUGGGAAUUGUAGAUUAUUUUUUCUGUCUGAACAUGCAUGUGAUUGCACUCUUAAAGUAUCUCACUUAACAUAAUGGUACAUUUUGUAUAUUACUUGAACAUCUGGUCUAAACAUUGGAGGUACCAUUGCAUUCUAAUACAAUUAAGUAUUUAUGCACUGCCCUGCUUUAAAGUAAAACAUACAUUUAUUUACCUGUCAGUGUUCCGAUUUCACCCUGGAAUUCUUCUGUGGCUAUGUGUACCCAGAUCACUUUAAUGCUGGAAAGUACCGAGUUAAAAUGAUACUCCCACAGGCUUUUUUGUCCAACAUAUUGUUCUGCGCCUUAUUUAUUGCAUAUGUAAUAAAGAUAUACUGAAUAUUCUCAUCUGAAAUCUGAAUAACAAGUCAAGCUUUUUACAGAAGGGAACAAUUGAUUCCCUGAAAAACCUUGGAUUCCCUGUAAUGCCAUUGGCUAUUGGCAUUAUGCUAAAGGUCCUUUACACUAUAAUUUUCAGCAGUGCUAAUGCACUAUAGGACUAAUGACUAAAAUUCAGCACUGUCCUCAGACAAAUGUGUUGUGGAUAUUUAGUGUGUAAUUUGAUCUACUGCAAAACAGGCCUUUCGUAAUAUUUGCUUCCCUGGCUACCUUAACCUUAUUUCCAGUGAAGUCUGGUCUUAAAUCAUACAUAGUUCAUUGUUAUGUGCAGUAAAUACCAAUUGUGUCUUACUGCUGAGUUUGGGAUUUGUUCUUGUAAUGAAAUUAAAAUCAUUUUUCAUAUGUUGUAUUUUUCUUAUUUCAAGGAAAGAAUAACAUUGCAAUGAGAUCGUGUUUAUCAUGUAUGCCCAUUUAUUUCUAGAGGGAAAUAUACCCCUUGGAUGAGUAGCUUAACAUAGAAGGUACAAAAAUGUUAAAGCUGAAAACAGUGCUGGCAAGAGGCCAGAUUCUUUCACUAGGUUGGUCUCCUAGUAGGAUCAGCAAAGGUGGAAUGGUCAAACCUGAGACCCGGAUCAAUAAAGAUAUGUGGAAUGCAAAAGCUUAACAAUCUACUUUUCUCCUUUAUGUGCCUUAUUUCAGAUUCAUUAUGCACUUCUGGCAGAGAUCUGGCCUUUGCUGUAAUUGCCUACUGAUAGUCUUGCACAGAUUCUGGGACUUCCUAAAUGUGCAGCAGGUUUAUUUAAAACAAUACAUUAUUAAAAGCUUCUGGGGAAUCAGCUUUUUCUGUGUGUGUGUGUGUGUGUGUGUGUGUGUGUGUGUGUGUGUGUGUUAUUUUCAGAAUAUGUGAGUACUAUCCUACACUCAUUUGCUAUUAAUUUUUUUUUGGUUCACACUAAUGAUGUUGACAAUUCGGUUCCAAAAUAUGAGGCCCUGGCUCUGAAAAACAUUGCUGCUUUUAAAAUGUGAGCCACAGGACAUUGUUUUAUAAACCUGCUGCAGUUUUUGUUUUUUUAUUGUGUAACUUAUUUCUGGAGUUGUUCCUAUUUAGGAUACAUUAACUACAUUUUCAAAUAGAUGUUAUUUUCCCUUCAGAUUCUCUUGAACUGUGAAAAGCUGGAAAACCUGUUCUUUUUACAUUUUUAAAUUUUAACAUGAUUGUCAUUUUAAAACAGCACCAGAUACAAAAAAUAAAGCUUUCUAGUUUAA